CUGCCCCCAGGCGGGGAGUCGAGCAAGUUCGGCGCGGUGAGUGGCGCUUGUGCUGGGCACCGUUUGCGCCGUCGGCUCGGUGAAGCGGCCGAAAAGCUGCCGAGGAGACCGGAGUCCGCGUCCUGCGCCGAGCCCAGCCGAGCGACGUUCGGCGGCCGCCUGUGCCCCCCGUGCGUGCUGUGUGUGAGUGGAGUGGCGAGCCGGCGGGGCGGCCGCGAGCGGGCAGAGCAGCAGCCAUCGGUCGGAUCGAAGCUCCCGGCGCGCCGAGAGCCAUGUCGGGGCCGGGCCCGGAGCCUGCCGGCUGCUGAGCCUCGGAGCCCGGGGCCCGGCCGGCCAUGUCGUCGCGGGACAUGUACGGCGGCGCGCAACGGUCGCCUCGGGCGGGCCCCCGAGACGCGAUGCUGGGCGCGCCUCCCCGGACCUCGUACGCGUCCAUCUCGCAGCCUCCGUCGGCGCGGGGCAGCCCCAUCGCCCGCACCUUGUCGUCUCCGUCGCAGGGGCGCCGCAUGCGACCGGGCGCCCAGUACGGCGUGAGCCGGUCGAGCAACAGCAGCCCGCUGACCAUGGGCCACGAGGCCGGCUACUACGGCGACGAGCUGGACCAGCGGGUCUCGCACCGGAGCCGGUCGGCGACGAGGGUGCCGCCGCAGCUGCGCUCCUACCAGGGCGCCGAGCAGGACUUCGUGCCCAUCCGCGACCGGUCGCUCGAGCGCGGUGACCUGGCGAGGCCUCGCUACCGCGACGACAUGUACCGCGAGACGGCCAUCGACGGAGACCCCUACGCCCGCGGCUACGGCCGGGACGGCGGAAGCUUCGUGGCCGAGCUGCAGACGCGCCUCAACGAGCUGCAGAGCCAGUACGGCAGCGUGAAGCGGGAGCUGGACGCCACCACCCAGAAGCUCGGCUCAAGCAUGCACAGUAUCAAGACCUUCUGGAGCCCCGAACUGAAGAAGGAGCGCGCGCUGCGGAAGGAGGAGGCCGCCAAGUACGCCCUCAUCAACGACCAGCUCAAGAUCCUCCGCUCCGAGAACCAGAAACAGGCGUCGCUGAUUCGGCAGCUGGAGGAGGAGCUUCGCAUGGCGCACAUGCGCAAUCCGGACGCCGAGCUGCGGCAGCACCUGGACGCCCUGUACGCCGAGAAGGAGCACAUGGCCAAGGAGAUCUUCCUGCUCAGGGAGACCAUAAAGGAGCUGGAGUUGCGGAUCGAGACCCAAAAGCAGACGCUGGCCUCGCGGGACGAGAGCAUCAAGAAGCUGAUGGAGAUGCUCCAGAACAAAGGCGUCGGGAGCCAUGCGCUGGAGGAGCAGAGGGUGGAAAUGGAGCGGCUCAGGGGCCGGCUCAUCGAAUCCGAGGCCCGCGCCAGGCACCUGGAGACCAUGCUCGACACCAGAGACCGAGAUAUGGGCAAGCUCGACGAGCUUCGCGUGGAGUUGAACAAGCGUGACCAGGAGCUGCUGGCCACGGGCGCCAAGAUGAAAACGCUCGAAGAACAGCACCACGACUACCAGCGGCACAUAGCCGUGCUCAAGGAAUCCCUCUGCGCCAAGGAGGAGCACUACAACAUGCUCCAGGCAGACGUGGAAGAAUUGCGGCAGAGACUGGAGGAGAAAAACAAAUUGAUCGAAAAGAAGACUCAACAGGCUCUGACUGCGACACAAGAGCGGAAUCAUCUGAGCCAGGAGCUUCAGGAGAUCCGGGAUCACAUGGACAUCAAGGAUCGCAAGAUCAACGUCCUCCAGAGAAAGAUCGAGAACCUGGAGGACCUGCUCAAGGAGAAGGACAACCAGGUGGACAUGGCGCGAGCUCGGCUGUCGGCCAUCCAGGCACACCACUCGACAUCCGAGGGGGCCCUGUCCAGCUUGGAGGAGGCGAUCGGCGACAAGGACAAGCAGAUCGUGCAGCUACGCGAGCAGCGGGACCGCGCCGAGCAAGAGCGCAACGAGGAGAGAGACCUGCACGAGCGGCAGCUGGCAGAAUACAGGAUGAAGAUGCACGCCCUGGAGAGCGAGAUGGACAAGCUGCAGGGCCGCCUGGACAAGGCGAGCGCGGAGAAGGACCGACUCGAGGCCCGCCUCGAGAACUCGCAGUCCGAGCUGGGCCAGGCUCGUGCCGAACUGGACAAGAUCCAGACCGAGGUGAGCCGCUCGUCGGCAGACUGGGAGAGACUCCGGGGCGAGCACGCGCGUCUCUCGCUCGAAAACGACCGGUUCCGCGAGCACGUGGGUCGCCUGGAGCAGCCGCUGGCCGCCACUUCGGCGUCUAUAACGACCAGCUACCGGGCGGGGGCGGCGCUGCAGCAGCAAUACCCACAGGACGACCGACUGCAGGAGAAGCUGGACCGCUGCCAGGCCGAGCUGCGCCGCGCGCAGGCUGAGCUGCGGAUGACCCAAGCCGAGCAGGAUCGGGGCCGCGGUGAGCAGGAGCAGCUUCAGGAGAAGCUCGAGCGAUCCCAGGGCGAGGUGUAUCGGCUCAAGGCCAAGCUGGAGAACGCCCAAGCCGAGCGAGAGGCGCUACAGGAGGAGUACGACCGCGUGCAGGGAUCCGUGGCUCGCGGACAGGCGGAUCGGGACGCGGCACAGGCGGAAGUUGAGGCCCUACGCGCCGACUUGGAACGCGUACAGGGAGCACUAGUGAAGGCCCAGACGGUGCAGGAGAAACUGCAGGCCGCGCUGGACCGAGCCCAGCUGGAUGGCGACCGUCUCCAGGAGAAGGUGGACAAGGCUGCUGCCGAGACGCGUCGGCUGGCCGCCGAGCGAGAGCGCUGCCAGGACGAGUUGCAGAGUCUACAGGGACAGCUGGCACAAGCGCAACUGCAGGCGCAGAGGUCCCUCAAGGAGCGCGACACUUUCCAGGCCGAACUGGAACAGGCUCGUGAGAAGCUGGACCGCGCCCAGGCGCUCCAGCAGCGACUGCACAAGGAGCGCGAUGCGGUUCAGGCAGAUGCGGACGCCCUCAGGGACCGGAUGGACCUACUUCAAAGCCAACUGGCUAAGGCGCACAAGGAACGAGAGAACGUUCAGGCUGAAUUUGAGGUGAUGCGUGACCGGCAUGACAAGGCGACGCUGCAGGCUGAGCGCGGACGUGCCGAGUCGGACGCUGCACAGGCGGAGCUGCGGGCGGCGAGGGACCGGGCCGACAAGCUGCAGAUCCAGCUGCAGAAGGCCCAGGAGGAGCGCGAGCUAUGUCACCUGGAGCAGGACAAGUUGCGCGAGAAGCUGGACCGAGCACAGGCAGAGAGCUUCAAGGCGCAGGCUCGCUGGGAUCAGGGCCAGGCCGAAGCCGAUAGACUGGCCCUCGAGCUGGACAAGUGUCAGGUACUACUGGCUAAAACAAAAGACGAUCAGAAGCGCUCCCAAGAGGAGUUUGAGGGGCUGCAAGACCUGUACGUGCGCACUAACGCCCAACUGGCCAAGACCAAAGAAGCUGAGGACAAAUGUCGUCAAGACUUGGACCGAUGCCAGGUGGAACUGGAGGUAGCACGUGAUAGGCUCGAUAAAGCCCAGCUGGAAGCGCGCCGGCUUCAGACGGAGCGAGACCGGCUGCAGGCAGAGGUAGACCGAAUGUCUCUCGACAUGGACCGUAUCCAGACGCAGGUGGGCAAGACACAGACUCAUCACGAGAAGUCCCAGGAAGAACUGGCUAGGAUGCAGGUGGAGCUCGAGAAGCUUUACGAGAAGUUAGACAGGGCCCAGACGGAACUGCGUAAAACCCAGAACGAGAAGGAUAGGCUUCAGUCGGAGAAGGAGAGCCAACAGGCCGAGCUGGAUCGCUACCAGGCUCAGAUGGCCAAGUACCAUAACGUUCAGGACAAGUCUCAGGCAGAUGUCGAGAGGCUGCGCAUAGAUGUCGAGAAGAUGAGGGACAAGUAUGAGAAGACGUUGGCUGAACUCACAAAGCAGAGUGAUGAAGCCGCGCGACUGAAGACCGAGCUAGACCGUGUGCGCGCUGAGAAGGGCGUUACGCAAGAGGAGCGACAGGCUCACGCUGCCGAAAUGGAGCGCCUCUUCAUCGAGGUUGAGAAGGCGAAAGACAAGUACGAAGGAGCACGGGCCGAGCUCAAGAAGCAGCAAGAGGCUCGCGCGCAGCAACAGGCCGAAAAUGAGCGUCUACGCAGGACACUAGAGGCCACUCAGAUCGAACUUCAGAAGGUAUCUAGUGUUACUGAAGACCGCAACAAAGAGGAAGCGGAGAAGAUGGCCGUUGAGUGCCAACGAUGGCGCGAAAGGGCUGAAAAGCUUACCCAAGAAAGGGACGUUUUGCUCGCUGACCUCAAUAGGGCCCAGGCCACGCUGGAUUCGCUUCAAUCAGCAAGUGAGGGUGACCGUCAAAAAAGCAGUGCGGAGGCAGAUCGCUUGAGACACCUCCUAGGUCGAUCAGAAGAAGACCUUCAAAAGACUGUUGGCGAGAACAGCCGCUUGCAGAUGGAAGUGGAACGCCUCAAGCAAGACGUUGAAGACGCAGAGAGGUACAUCACGAGUGUUCAGGAGAGCACGCAGAAGGAGCGCGGCCAGCAAGAAAGCCUUCGCGCGGAGGUAAAGAGGUUACAAGAAAGCCUCGAAAUCGUCCAGGAGGAACUGCGCAAGACGACUCAGGAUCGAAACAAACUUGAAGUUGAAGUACAAGAACUCGUGGGCGAGUUGCAACGGCGCAGCGGGAGCGAUGCUGCAAUGCGGGCUCAGGAAGAAGCCCACUCUAAAGCAGAGAUGGAGCGGCAGCAGCACGAGCUUCAGCAACUCCAGAAAGAGACCAAAAAGACCAACCAGCAUUUGCAAAAGCUGGAAGCCGAAAACCGCGAGCUCAGGGCAAAGUUGGAUAAGGCUCUGGAGGCAGCCACACAGCUACAGAAGCAGGCUGAAGAGUGCAGGGCAGAGAGCAGCAAACUGAAAGAGGCUAACCGGGCGCUGAAGCAAAAGGAACAGCAGCAGCAACAGCAAUUACAGCAACAACAACUGGCGCACCAGCAACAGCUUCAGCAGAAGGCAGAAACGGGACUUAAGAACGGGGAGAAGGAAAAGCUGCAGAGGGAACUUGACCGGAUGCAAGUGGAGAUGGAGAGCCAGCGGGAAGAGGCCCAGAAGCUAAGGAAACAGUUGGACAAGGCUCGAGCGGAGGUCAAGAAUUCUGCCGUGGAAAGGGACCGUUUCCAGGAGCAACUUGAGAAGCUGGUCCAAGAGAUCGAAAAGAGGGAGACUGAGAUCCAGAGCCUUCGGGCCAGGGCCGGCCAGGGCAACCCGAAGCAGGAUGCAGAGCUGGAGGCCCUCAAGAAGCGACUCGACGAGAGGCAGAAGUCUCUAGACGAGUUCGAGAAGCGGCUGAAAAAGAAGAAAGAGAAAUUGGAAGAAGCUGAAGCUGCCCUACAGAAAGUGGGGAGCUCGGACACGGAGCAGGAGUUGGUGCGUCAGCUGGCGGAGAUGAAGAUGCGCUGCGCCGACCUGGAGACGAGGCAGGGAGGCGGAGCGGGAGGCGGAGCCAACGAGGCGGAGCUGGAGCGUCUGCUCCAGAUCAUGUCCUCCCUUGAGGAGGAGAAGUUCAACCUCAACGCACAGAUCAAGGAGCUCCAGGAAGCCCUGAGGGAGCGGGAUGCCAAGCUGAGCAGUCUCAAGCGCAACACGCAGGCUGACAAGACACGUAGCGCCCAGAUGCUCGACGAAGCCCGCAGACGGGAGGGAGACCUCGGCAGGGACGCCUCCAAAGCUCAAGAGCAGUUGGAGCAGCAGCAGGAGCGCAUCGAGGCACUCGAGGAGGCCCUCCGAGAGAGCGUCGACAUCACGGCCGAGAGCGAGGCGCAAGUAGUGCGCCAAGAGGCGCUGCUGCAAGCCGCCCACGCCAAGAUGUGCAAACUUGAGGCAGAGCUGCGAGGGCUGCAGAGCGGCCACAAUGCACGCUGCACCAGCUGCCCCGACCUGAGGCUGCAACUCCAGGACGUGGGGCGAAAGCACCAGGCGCUCUGGGCAGAGCGCAAGAAGCAUCUCGAGGAGCUCUACGACAUGAAGUUGGAGGCUCUGUCGGCGUCCAUCAGUGAGAAGGACGCCCACCUGGCGCUGCUUGAGGAGCAGGGACUCGGGGACGAGCGCACCAAGCAGCAAGCUCAUGCUCUGCGGCUCGAAAAAAAGCGCCUUGUCCAGAGGAUCCAGCAGGAGAAUGAAAGCCGUGUGAAGAGCAUCGCUGAAGCUGAUGAAGCCCUGCAGCGGGUCAACGGGACGUGCGCCAAGGAACCCGUGGAACAAAAAGAAAAGGACUCGUGACGAAGGCUUCCCGCCGGGGCCCCGGGAUGAAGCAUCGUCUGGCCUUGUGUCCAGGGAAUCCCCGUGAACUGGCUCAUUGGACGUUUGUCGCGAGUGCUUGGCAGGAAGUUCCUUCUCCGCGAAGUGUGCUCUUUGCUGAAAGCGUCGCCUGCACUGUGCUCCUUCAGCUGCCUACACGAGCGUCUCGUUCGCACAUCGUUUACGUGCCUUCACGGUGCCAAAAAGGAUGCCUGCGUUUUUUUGGCAGCCAGUGACAGGUGGUCGUCCUCUUUUUUGCCCAAGGAGUCCCGCGGGAGCGACCUCCCCUGCUGCGUUCCAUUCCUUCUCAUAAAGCCGGGCAGCUUCGACUCCUGGCACGUGCGAAUGUUGUAUAAUGUUCCUCUUUGUUGAUUUCGAGUCAUAAUCUUUCCAUCGCAUUUCUGUUACAGCUGAACACACGAGGAAAAUAUUGAUGUUUGAUUUUAUUACUGCGUGUAAAUAUUGCAUGUUUCUACGGGGUAAAGCUUUCGAUGUUCAUGUACAUUCGGGUAUGUUUUUAGUCCUUUCUGUGAACAACUCUUACCAUAGAAAGCAUCGUGCCUCUGUGAGAUACUUGGUUUCUAAAUGUCUUAGACUGUACAAAUUAUGUUUCGUUCCGAUCCAUACAAUUCAAUGUGACGAUGUUCCUCUAGGGCAACGUGUAGAUGGUGUCAAAAGCUACACACGCCGUUUUGAGGCUCUUCCGAUCUAAAUAACCUCGAAGACUCCCCUUCUCCACGAGGGCUGCUCGGCCGGCGACACAAAGCGAAGCGACGCGACUCCCAGAUAACGUUCGCUCGCGACAGUUCCUGCGCCCUCGCGACGGGCGUACUUGUACGGGCAUGCUGCGCUGGCCGUGCCCGCAACAGCUUGCCUGCCAACCCCAGCUUCGACUCGAGCGAGCCAGCGUCGGCGCGCCCUUAGGUUAGCUGUGGCGUCCCUUUAGCAUGUUUGAAGAAUACUCCUAAAAGCACGAGCGCACAUAUCAGCAUACCCGAGGUUGUAAAGCUCGCGCCUGGUUGUGCGAACCGCCGAGCGAAACCACGUCCGUCGGGCGAAUUCCGAGCUUACACAAAACAGCGGCGGAACAGCCGGGACCCGUAGUUGUACACACGUCGCGACUCUAGGACACAUUACUUGGAAUCUCGACUUGCGCAGCGGUGGCCAAUCAUAGCGUUGCAGAACUCGGCACGCGUUCCUGCGUCCGGCCACGCGAGGCUGUUGGGGCGGUGCCGUCGUUGCAGCAUGUGAACUGCGCACAAUCUUGAGCGAUUCCGGAGAGCCAGGUAUCAUUGGGCGAGACCGUUCAAAUCUGUUACGCAACUUUGCAGUGCCUGUCGAAUCUCCCCGACGUCAUAUUUUGCCCCCGCUUUAUGCAUGGCGCCGCCCCCGCAGUUGGUUCGUGCCCCGAAAGGACAGCCCCGUCGAAUAACUUUCGCGCACGCCUUUCGAGAGCCGUACACGGCUGGAGUGUGCUGCUCGUUCAGGUUGCCUUUGAGGACAGUGUCCUUCACGGUGACAGGGCGACAUCUCGCUGUGUCUUCCUUUUGUUUCGGUCUUCGCAACAAAAGUUUUAAACGCGGGAGAUGUUUAAGCGAGUUCACUCAAGGUUCAUGUCGAACAACGAGAAAUGACAUGUAAUCGGAAGUACAUUCACGCUGAUGUUGUUUCAUCGGGAUAACUCGGUCUCGAAAAACUAAAUGCGCUUAAAUGUUGAAUGGAGUUCCCGCGUUUUAUCCGAGGGCACCCAUGGGUUGCGGCGCAUUUUUCAUAUUUCUUUUUUAUCCUCUACCAAGCUUAUACUCCCACUCUAGAAGUGCACACGGUACUCUGUGCCUGCGUGUCUGUUCGCGUGCGUGUGCUUGCGUGGCACACGUUGCGUUUUGUUUUCUCGUGGCUCCGCGCUCGUCCUGCGUGCAUGUGAUGGUAUGCGUGUGUACAUAGUUCGGUGUGAGCGCAUCUUCAGAUGGCCCGGUGCGCAACAAGUGCACUUCAUCGCAUGGGACUCGCGGAACGGCGCUGCGCUUCUUGCAUCUCCUUGGUCAGUCUGGGCGCGCUGGCGUCGCGAGUCAGCCAGCUCGAUGCAAGCUACGUUUUGCUGCCUUUUAUGCGACGCGAGGCUUCUAAAGGCUGGUUUGGACAUCUGGAUCAAGGCUGGUUUGGAUAGCAACCGGAACGACAGCAGCGACAGGGGGACGGGGACGCUCCCUUUGUAGCCUGGCAACCAGCUCACGGAGCCAAGGGGUCGGUCACGUCGCGUGCGACUGACCAAUCACGGACGAUUUUGUAGAUUGAUUAACUGUGGUGAACGGCGCACGUGGUUCUCGUGACCCUUCUGUGGUCGCUGUCGUUUCAGAUGAUGUAAACGCAAUCGACUCCAAGGAACAACCCUGGAUUUGGUUACGUUAACAGAAACUGGAGCAACAAAUGAGAGAGCCCGCACGACGUCGUGCUUGAUAUGCCCCUUGGUAACUGACUUUAAGGAGUAGACGGGUCGAAUGUGUCGCUUUCAACUCAGCGCUUUGGAGACUGAUUCGUGCAGCGACUCCUCGCAUGGCCACGCGACGCCGUUGUCCCGCCGACUCGUUGCUGUCGUUCCAGUUGCUGUGUGAACGCAACCGACACAAAAUGUACGAACCUGCCCGAAGUCGUCGAGAGAAACGCACGUGUGCACUUGAUCUUUCACGUGAGCUAGCCUGGCACGAUUGUCGGAGUUCUGAGAACGUUCCGGCACGAACGACGACUGCGCUGCGGUCGUGCAUCGCUCCACAAGAACACCGGAAAGGCGACCGCGUGCCCGUUUCAACACUGCCAACGCAUUUAGGUCCGGCCUGGCGAAACUCGGCGGUCACCGUCUCGCCUAUGUCUCCUUCUCGAGACGAGGGUGUUUUCUUUUUGGUCCACGUCGCGUUAAGUAUCGCGCGUUACUCUGAAGCUUGCUGGUGAACGGCCCCGGUUCAGCUUCGACUCGAACGUCAUGACGCGUACUCUGGGCUGAGCGCGCUUUAUGCUGCCCUGGAGCGACCACCCAAAAACUCCGGACGACCAGAAUUCGCCGGUAUUCCAUAUUCCGGAGAGGGCGUUAGCUCCUGUUCGCCGAUUCCCUGACAGCAGCUCCCCAAGCCGCUGUUGGGCCCUUUGGGUUUCUUCCUUCUCCAGCAUAGCCUAUACACCCGGGCGACUCGCCGUGUCCGAGCGCUCUCUCGCGGCGAGGCGCGCCAACAGCAAUACACUCCCGCCUUCCCGCUCGAUGGCGUGCAUCCGCCGACCUAAAACAAACGUGCCGUCUGCGCUUACCACUCGUGGCUGCAACGGAAAUGUGCGUCAACACUUUCUCUCUCCCCCCUUCACUUUCGAAAAGAGUGUGCCGGACGUUUUUGUUUUAAAAGAAAGCAUUAAAAAGCCGUGGUUGACCACCAAA
Molecule: messenger RNA, 9684 nt
Organism: Ixodes scapularis (black-legged tick)
Lineage: Eukaryota; Metazoa; Arthropoda; Arachnida; Ixodida; Ixodidae
Product: trichohyalin
Exons: 15
Coding region: 336-6245 (1969 amino acids)
Biological process (GO): maintenance of presynaptic active zone structure; neuromuscular synaptic transmission; regulation of synaptic plasticity
Cellular component (GO): cytoskeleton of presynaptic active zone
Molecular function (GO): structural constituent of presynaptic active zone
Source: RefSeq, a predicted model, not a curated record